Molecule: messenger RNA, 2459 nt
Organism: Bombina bombina (fire-bellied toad)
Lineage: Eukaryota; Metazoa; Chordata; Amphibia; Anura; Bombinatoridae
Gene: NR1D1
Product: nuclear receptor subfamily 1 group D member 1
Exons: 8
Coding region: 448-2022 (524 amino acids)
Biological process (GO): negative regulation of transcription by RNA polymerase II; cell differentiation; positive regulation of transcription by RNA polymerase II
Molecular function (GO): zinc ion binding; nuclear receptor activity; RNA polymerase II cis-regulatory region sequence-specific DNA binding
Source: RefSeq, a predicted model, not a curated record
AGAGAGGACUUUCGUUGAUGAGCUCCUUGCACCAAGACUAGGCACAUCCACACUUGUUCACGAUCUUAUUGAUCACAAUCUUAUAGGGUGCGAAGUCAAGUUUAAGGAUAGUUGCCAGUUUAUCGUUUUGAAACACUGAUCUUUUUUUGCAUAUUAUAUCUGCAGCUUCAGCGUCGAUACAUUACAUUCAGUGUAAUUGAUCCUUUUUAUUUCAGUGGAUUUUUACAGAUGGUACAAGUUCGCCACCUUUCAGAAGGUUUAUAAAAAAAAACCAAAUCGGAUAUCAACGGAGUUUAUUAUUUCCCCCCCACCAAUGCAGCAGAUACUCUACCCUGUUUCUAUAAAAAGGAACUCUUACAAACAAUAUCAGCAUUCAGGGGGUGUAUAGAGGACACUGUGGAAACCUAAAUUUUUCAUCUUGUUGUGAAUGGUCCCGAAUUCUUAACCAUGACAACUCUGGAUUGCAGUAAUAAUACAGGAGGAGUUAUAAGUUACGUAGGCUCCAGUGGCUCUUCUCCAAGUCGGACAAGUCCAGUGUCGUUAUACAGUGAUUGCUCUAAUGGCAGCCCACAGAGCACAGCCCCACAAUACCAGUCAUACCUUCCACCUUCCCCCUCACACUCCUACAGCACCAGCUCAUCGGGAUCUGGGGGAGAGUCCUCACCUCGUUCGUCCUAUGGUCUGGCUGCAUCUCCGGGGGUGCUGCAUGUAGCACUAGAUGAUGGCAGCAGGGUGUCCCCUAGCAAAACUUCCAGCAACAUCACUAAGCUUAAUGGGAUGGUUCUGCUGUGCAAAGUGUGUGGUGAUGUGGCUUCAGGUUUUCAUUAUGGAGUUCAUGCUUGUGAGGGCUGCAAGGGCUUCUUUCGCCGCAGCAUCCAGCAGAACAUUCAAUACAAGAAAUGUUUAAAAAACGAAACUUGCUCUAUUGUGCGGAUCAACCGAAACCGCUGCCAGCAGUGCCGCUUCCGAAAGUGCCUGUCUGUGGGCAUGUCUCGAGACGCUGUGAGAUUUGGUCGUAUACCGAAAAGAGAGAAACAGAGGAUGUUGGCAGAAAUGCACAGUGCAAUGAGCCAUAUUGCUGGAGGUCAUUUUGGAAGACGAAGUCCAGUUCCCCUUCAACCACAACAGCAGAUUUGCCCUGCAUCUCCCCAACUUCUGGGCCCUGCUCCUUGCUCCUCAUCCCCCACCAUUCAUGAAGCCUAUUCACACUACUCCCAGCAACUGACACCCCCACGCUCCCCUAGUCCAGAGCAUGUUGAAGACGUCAUAGGUCAGGUGGCACAGGCUCACCAACAGAUAUUUGUUUAUGCUCGUGAUAAAGUGGGGUGCAAAAUGGCAUCUUGGGCUCACCACCAUGGCAAGCCCCAACCACAAUGUUGGACGCAUGACAGUGGGGCCAACCAGGGAAACCGUGAUGUUUUGCUGGCAUGUCCCAUGAAUGCUUUGUCCAGUGGAGGCCCUCUCCGUUCUGUGCAAGAGGUGUGGGAAGAUUUUUCCCUGAGUUUCACUCCUGCUGUAAGAGAGGUUGUAGAGUUUGCACGUCAUAUUCCUGGAUUCAAAGACCUUACCCAACAGGAUCAGGUCACUCUACUCAAAGCCGGCACAUUUGAGGUUCUUAUGGUACGGUUUGCAUCACUUUUUGAUGUGCAAGACCGCUCUCUACGUUUUCUUAGUGGAGCAACCUACUCUUUUCCUGAGCUCCAGGCCAUGGGCAUGGGGGAACUUCUCAGUUCAAUGUUUGACUUCAGUGAAAAGUUGGCUUCUUUGAACCUGAGCCAAGAAGAACUAGGGAUUUUCACUGCACUUGUGCUAGUGUCUGCAGAUCGAUCUGGAAUGGAAAAUGCUUCUUUAGUUGAGCAGUUACAAGAGACUUUGAUUCGUGCCCUGCGUGCCCUCAUUCUCAAGAAUAGUCCAAAUGACACUUCUCGUUUCACCAAACUCCUCCUUCGCCUACCAGACCUGCGCACUCUGAACAGCAUGCACUCAGAAAAACUGCUCUCAUUUCGUGUUGAUGCUCAUUGAUACUAUCAUUGACUUGUCAUUAUUGUGAGGACACAUUUUACAAAAGACCACAGUGGCUCAGCAAAAUAAUCAGAGAAUCUUGUGUGAGAUUACAUACAGAGCGAUGUGCUUGGUUGCACAGUGACGACACCUCCGGGUCGAAACAAGGAUGAGCUUUUGAAGUUCGCUGAUGACACCGUGCGUUUAAGUGGAAGCAGGAAAAGUGUUUAUGAACCUAAAAACCUAAAACUGUUGUUAUAUGGUGACAAUAUCAGAGACUUAUGUAAAGUGAGAAUGACAUGAGCAAAUUCUGUCAGCCAUCCAGAAAUCAGGAGGCUUGCAGAGCGAUGUAUAUAAAUGUGUAUAUAAAUUGCAACCAUAACUUGUAAAGUCAUUCUGUAAAUAUUUGUGUGUAUAUGAGUUGUGUUAAAUAUAAAUAUUUUAUGACACCGAGAAAA